Molecule: messenger RNA, 1851 nt
Organism: Nannizzia gypsea CBS 118893
Lineage: Eukaryota; Fungi; Ascomycota; Eurotiomycetes; Onygenales; Arthrodermataceae
Product: peroxisomal membrane protein PEX30
Exons: 2
Coding region: 1-1851 (616 amino acids)
Biological process (GO): peroxisome organization
Cellular component (GO): peroxisomal membrane
Source: RefSeq, a predicted model, not a curated record
AUGUCCGCAGAUCCUCACUCCCAGAAUGAUGGUGCUUCCGGGACUCUCGGUUCCAACGACGGUCUCCCACCUACCGUAGCGACUUUCUCUCCGACCAAUAUAUCGGGUAACUCGUUAACUUCCAAGCAACGGUCUACGAUUAUUGUUCACCGGAAGUCACCUCUCCUGGUAGCUACUCCUCCCGCAGUCACUCGUGCGCUGGCAUACUCUCAUCCGUUUCUUCUUCCUCUGAACCGGCUGGCGGGACUUUUAUCAUGGACAAGCGGGGAUCCGUGGGAGAGCUUUCUCUUGGUUGGUGCCUUUUGGGCUGUUACACUACACGGUAGUGCCAUAAUAUUAUGGGGUGGACCGAUCCUAGUGGUUGUUGCUUUGAUGCUGGGUCUAUACUCCAGGCGGUACUCCCCUUUAUCAUCUACAGGCUUGACCGGAGAGAAACAUAGAAGAGAUGGCUCCGACGGGUCGACAAGGCCUCACAAAACUCUGGAUGAGAUUGUCGAGACAUUAAGGGAGUUUACAACAAGGUGCAACAUCUUACUUGAACCUCUGCGCGACCUCACCGAUUUUCUUUCUACACAGCGAACUGCGACAUCAACUACAACCCGGCCUGCCUUAACUGCAUUACUUACCCGAAUAAUCCUCAUUACGCCUGUCUGGAUUCUACUCACCCUUCACCCUAUAUACCUCAUCACCAUCAAAAGAGUUGUCAUAACUGUUGGCACCAUCAUCCUAACGUGGCAUUCUAAACCUGCGCGCAUCUUUCGGGUGUUACUCUGGAGAUCAUUGACCAUCCGGCAUAUCUGCUCAACUAUUACUGGCCUGCAACUAACUUCACCCCCGAACAAUAACAAUAACGACCAGCAAUCUAGUUCUUUCACAAAAUCUUCACUACUGUCCUUGACCCCUUUCCGCUCCAAGCAGCAAUCGCAGCACGGCUCGACAAAGCGUCGCGCAAGCUCGUCGGGUGUACGGUUCACAUUCAUCGUAUAUGAGAACCAGAGGCGGUGGCUGGGUAUUGGAUGGACCUACUCCCUGUUUGCCUAUGAGAGACCGGCAUGGUCGGAUGAGCACCUGAAUCCGGUACCUCCAAAGGACGAAUUUGAACUUCCAGAAGUUCAGGGCAGUAACUCCAAGUGGAGGUGGGUAGAAGGCAGCGAAUGGCGCAUCGAUAACUCACCAGAUCCGUCUGCGAAGAAGAAGGGUAAGGGGAGCAAGAAUAAUGAUAAUAAAGACGACAGUGGCUGGAUUUACUAUGAUAAUAAGUGGCACGAUGGUCGUCGCGGCCAAGAUGGUUGGGGGAGAUAUACAAGACGCCGCAAAUGGUGUCGAGAUGCAGAGCUUGUCGAAAUAUCCCCUGAUGGGGAUAUCACAGGGACGCCUUCAAAGACAGCGACUGAAAAUGAAAGUAAACAUAACGGUGAUUGCGGGAAGGACAACAACUCGGGCGAUGAUAAGAACAGCACCAAGGCCCGCAAACGGCGGUGGUUUGGUAGUGCAGACUUGAAAGGGUUUUCGGCGGUGGGAUCAGAGCCAUCCAGCUCUACUCAACCUAUCAAUGCCGAACCAAUUUCAACUUCUCCGACAACGACAGGAUCAAGCCUACCUAAGGCAUUGAGCGUCUCUAGUGGCCGCAGUUCAAAUAACAAUAAUGGGUCAAUACGCACACGGAACAAACGGCCCUCUAGUAUAUACACAGAAGGUGAUAGAAAGAGUCAAACUUCUAGCAUUCGUGAUCGAGAGAUUGAAGAAGCCGAAAACAUGCCCGAUAAGUGGGGAAGCCAAUCUGGAAAUGCAGCGGAGAGAGCGGGCAGAGGCUGGGGACUGGGGGAUGACGCCCAUAUGAGUUUAAGUUGA